This is a messenger RNA of Eriocheir sinensis (Chinese mitten crab), 1161 nucleotides long. RefSeq names its product sulfotransferase 1A1-like. Bases 112 to 1161 code for a protein of 349 amino acids. Gene Ontology annotation, cellular component: cytoplasm. Gene Ontology annotation, molecular function: sulfotransferase activity. Gene Ontology annotation, biological process: sulfation. The record is from RefSeq and is a predicted model, not a curated record. NCBI's taxonomy places the organism in Eukaryota, Metazoa, Arthropoda, Malacostraca, Decapoda, Varunidae. The transcript has 7 exons.
AGGUAGUAACCGAUCCACAGCACAACGGAGGCACAGUUCCCUGACGGCCGCCGCGGAUACCUGACGUGACACAAGCGACGACCAGCUCGAGAAGUCUUCUGCCUGGCCACCAUGAGCAAGCAGCUGUUGAGCGGACACGAGGUGGAGGAACUCACCAAGGAGGAGCAGAAGGCGAUUGGCUUCAAUAAUUUCGUACACGGAAUAGUCCGCCUCAAGCCCGAGGGAUGGGUGUACCCCGGCACGGCGCCCACCUUCCUUGACAGGAUAUACAACAUGGAGUUCCGACCUGACGACGUCCUGAUCACGACCUUCCCCAAGUCCGGCACCUCUUGGAUGCAGGAGAUCAUCUGGACGAUGGUGCACAACCCCAAGCUGGACAACCCCAAGGCACAGGAAUCACUGUGGCUGCGCUCGCCGGAAAUCAGCCUGGACAUGAUGUUUGAUCCGAAGACAUUAGGCGGCAAGGCGCCGGAAUCCUACCAAAAAAAGUUUAGGGAACGGUGUCCGGGCAAGAACGAGAAGGAAGGUGUAACCCUCCACCUGGCAGACGCAGAGCCCAGUCCCCGCAUCCUGAAGAGCCACUACCCGUUCACCCUCAUGCCCAAGGACGUCCUCGACAGAGUAAAGGUUGUGUACGUGACCCGGAACCCCAAGGACAUGGCUAUCUCGCUGUUCAACAACUUCAAAAUGUUUAAAGUGUUCGAGUUCGAGAGCGAAAAGGAGGAGUAUUUCAAAGACAUCAUGACCUUUCAGCUCUUUAUUGUUCUCUACUGGCCCCACGUGAAGGAGGCGUGGGGGAAGAGGCACCACCCUAACCUGCUCUUCCUCUUCUACGAGGAUAUGAAGGCCGACAUCAUGAAAGAGCUGGGAAGGAUCAACGAGUUCCUGGGAACAGGGCUGAGCCAGGAGUCCCUCGAGAAUGUGGCGCGACACACCUCCUUCUCGGCCAUGAAGUCCCGAGGAGAGCCAAUCACAGACCAAGUGUUCGACAAGAAAGAUGACAACGAAGUCAGAUUCUUCCGAAAGGGUGAGCAUUGCCGUAGACAUUCCCCGGCCAUCUCUGUUCCCUUGCACGACGGUGACUGGAAGAACCACUUCUCGCCGGAGAUGCAGAAGGAGUUUGACCAAUGGAUUAAGAAAACCUGGCCGGCAGCGACCUGA